AUGAAUAACACUGACUUAGAAACACUCAAAAAGGGACUUGGUGCCCUCAAAAAGAGUGUCAUGCAAUGCAAGGCUGAGCUUGAGGCUCACAUUUCUUGUGGUCAGUCCAUCUCUGAAGAAGACAAGAACUGGCUUGAUGGCCCAGCCAACCUCAUUGACAAGCAAUGUGACAUUGAGGCCCUCAUAUCCUACUACAACCAGGGGCUCCAGGGACUUGAUAAAGACAGCCAAUUACUGGUUGAAAAACUGAGAGAAUUGAGAGGAGGUGAGAGUAAGAUAGUGAGGAAGAAAAAGUCAUCAAAAUUGAAGUGCUCACCCAGGAGCAACAGUAACCCCACAAAGCCUGCACCUGUUUCCCAGUUCAACACUGGAAAAAAGCAGAGGGCCACACUUGCCAUCCGGAUCGAGCCAAAUGACCAGGGCAUCAUCAGAUGCUUCAAGGCCCACUACUGGGCUGCCUACAUUAGUGAGCAACUACCCAAUAUAACCAGGGCAUCACCCCAAGCAGCAUCUAUGAAAUUAAUCAGCUCCAGCUCCAAGCUAUGCGGCUGGUUGAUGCUGCUUGGUGGAAGGUUGACACCUCCACACUCAGUAACUGUUAGAAGAAGGCUAGAAUUUUACCCAACUUUACUAGCUCUGCCCUCCCAGCCCUCUAUUCUGGUUUUUUCCCUUCUUUAUAGAGAUACUGACUCUCUUGUGCAUGCCAAGAAAGCAGUUGAAGAAGCUCUUGAUGCUCUUCAGGCAACAGGAGCUCUCCAAAAAGUGAACCGGAUGUACUUGAGGGAGAUUUGGAACCCAGAGGAGGAGCAUUGGACUGCCUUAAGUAUGUCAGAUGUGGAGAUUGUCGAAACAGUUAUGGCAGAGAGUAGAAGUGAGGACACAAAUGCGGGAGCAGGGGGAUCCUGGGACAAUAAGGAAGAUGCCCUGUUGAGUCUCCUCCCAUGCGCAAAGAGGUCCUGGAGGCCACUGCUGUGA
Messenger RNA from Serpula lacrymans var. lacrymans S7.9, 975 nucleotides. RefSeq lists its product as uncharacterized. NCBI's taxonomy places the organism in Eukaryota, Fungi, Basidiomycota, Agaricomycetes, Boletales, Serpulaceae. The record is from RefSeq and is a predicted model, not a curated record. The coding region runs from base 1 to 975 and encodes 324 amino acids. The transcript is spliced from 2 exons.